Saprolegnia diclina VS20 is the source of this 1729-nucleotide messenger RNA. RefSeq lists its product as hypothetical. The transcript has 3 exons. The record is from RefSeq and is a predicted model, not a curated record. Lineage: Eukaryota; Oomycota; Saprolegniomycetes; Saprolegniales; Saprolegniaceae. Bases 29 to 1633 code for a protein of 534 amino acids.
GUUUGCACUUGGAAUUGACACGACGGCGAUGCUGCGGCCGACGGUGCUGCUCGCUGCGAUGGCCGCCGCCUACGCGUCCGAGCCCGUCGCCGACCUCUUCCCGACGCCGACGCCCUUUGGCGUCUCGCACACGCUCUCAUAUGUCAACCACGGCAAGGUGCCGUACGACCCGGAGAACAAGCAGCCCAACACCGAUCUCGUCGUGUACCCCGAGGGCCAAAACCGCCCGCUGGACCCCGCGUUCGCAAGCGCGCGGCCGCCGCCGCCGAUCGUGCCACCGACGUUUGACAUCUUUGUCGGUCUCUCGGCCUUUCGGGACGGCGGGCGCUGCGGCAAGACUGUCUUCACCGGCUUCUUGCGCGCCAAGCACCCGGACCGCCUGUACUUUGGCGUCGUCGAUCAAGUGAGCCCGGAAGACGAGACGACGUGCCUCGAGUCAUAUUGCGCACUGGCAAACGCUCAGUGGCCUGACGUCGACUGCAAGUACAAGGACCAGAUCAAGAUCGACACGCGCCGCGCCGACGAGUCGCGCGGGCCGACGCUCGCCCGACACUACCAGCAAAAGCUCGUCGGCGACCAAGAGUUUUGUCUUCAGCUCGACGCCCACAGCAUCUUCACCAUCGACUGGGACCUCGGCCUCGUCGACGACUGGAAGACGACGCAGAAUGAGAUGGCGAUCCUCACCACCUACCUCCACGACCUCAACGAUUUCAUCUUGCCCGACGGCAGUAACAAAGCGCCACAGCACUUGCCGCACAUUUGCCAGACGAUGCGGGGCGGGAACGGCCUCGUGCGCAACAUUGGCGCCGACCUCAUUCUACAACCCAAGUACCCGCAGAUGACGGCGCUCUGGGGCGCGGGGCUCUCGUUCGGCAAGUGCCACGCCGAGAGGCGCGUCAAGAUCGACUCGCACACACUCUGGAUGUUUGACGGCGAAGAGUUCCUGCGCGCGUCGCACCUCUGGACGCACGGCUACGACUUGUACUCACCGUCGCGCACCGGCAGUGUCGUGUACCACAACUACACGAGCGUUCCCAAGCGGUUUGAAUCCAUUGAAAUCGACGAAGCAAUGCGGGCAACUGAGCGUCUCCGAGGUGAAAAUCGCUUCAAGUUUCAGGUCGGCUGGCCGUUCAAGGGCGAACUCGACGGCGACGAGCUCGACGUGUACAGCUUUGGCACGGCGCGAUCCCUGCAGAGCUACCUCGACUUCUCGGGGAUCACGUUCGAGCCAAACCAAACGGACAAGCACUCGUGCAAGCAGCUCUACUGGGUGCCGUACCAAGACCCGAGCAGCGUCCAAGCGCUCGUGCCUGGCUACACGAUGAUGCCGCCGCCACCCACUACGACCAAGGCGCCAAAAACCGCCACGUCCGCGCCGACAACGACCAAGCUCGCGGCCACAAAGGCGCCGGUGGCAACGCCUUUGGAUGGAACGCCCAAAGCUGCGCUCUUGCGCCAAGAAGCCAAGCCGGCGCCCGCUGAGAAGACGCGACCGCCGCUCACAGAAAACUACUUGGCCGUCGGCAUCGUUCUCCUCGCCGCCGUCGUCAUUGUUGUCUACACCAACGACCCGCUGUGGUACCGCGCGCAGCGUCUCGUUGGAGUCCGCCACACCGAAUUGCAUACAGGCUAAUGUCCAACCUCAAAUUGACAAUACUGUGAUGGCUGCAUAUUUAGCUACAAGCUGAAAGUAUAUGUAUCGCCUCCAACACGGAGGAGCUAUGUAGAG